Molecule: messenger RNA, 1272 nt
Organism: Saitoella complicata NRRL Y-17804
Lineage: Eukaryota; Fungi; Ascomycota; Saitoellomycetes; Saitoellales; Saitoellaceae
Product: longevity assurance proteins LAG1/LAC1
Exons: 2
Coding region: 1-1272 (423 amino acids)
Biological process (GO): ceramide biosynthetic process
Cellular component (GO): membrane
Molecular function (GO): sphingosine N-acyltransferase activity
Source: RefSeq, a predicted model, not a curated record
AUGUCACGUAUCCCCUCCGACACAGGUCCCUCAAUUGCUACCACACCAGCGAGCGCACGAUCCGAGGCUGCGACGGUGAGGAGAAGACGCGCGUUAAGUGUGCAGAGGAGGACGUUGUCGCAUACAUGGCAUUCAUACGUCGAGACUUCUAAUAAUAACACAUGGCGUACGUCCCUUUCCCUCUCCCUUCAAUUGCGAUUGAGUGUACAGCGGGUGUGUGGAUAUGACAGUGCUGAUCAUGAAUGCUAUGUAGUGACGCCGUUAAUCGUGAUUUUGAUCAUGCUCGGCUUAUUUGCGAUCAACCCGACCACGACAAACCCAAUCUACCACUUCCUCUUCAUCUCUUACCCCGUUUCCGGUGAGCCACCGCGUCCUUACCCUACCGAACCCAGCAUUUACCACAACAAUCCCCAACUCUAUGGAAAGGGACUCUACGAUAUCGCAUUCUGCGUAUUCUACACAAUCGUGUUCUCGUUUGCGCGAGAGUUCGUGAUGCAGGUUUUGUUAAAGCCGUUGGCGAGGAGAUGGGGAAUCAAGGAGGGAAAGAAGAUGAGCAGGUUUUUGGAGCAGGCGUAUACGUUCUGCUACUUUUCCAUCUCUGGAACAUUCGGAUUGAUCGUCAUGUCGAGGACUGAUAUGUGGUUCUUCAACACCCCCGCAUUCUGGCAGGCAUACCCCCACCGCGCCCUCCCUCUCGACUUCAAAUUCUACUACCUCCUCCAAGCCUCCUACUGGCUCCAACAAGCACUCGUCCUCCUCCUCCAACUCGAAGCCCCGCGGAAAGAUUUUAAAGAAUUGGUAUUGCACCACAUCAUCACCCUCCUCCUCAUCGGCCUCUCAUACCGUUUCCACUUCACCGCGACCGGGGUAGCGGUCUUCAUCACCAUGGACGUCUCCGACGUCUUUCUGGCCUUAUCCAAAUGUCUGAAUUAUUUGGACCACCCCCUCGGCACCCCCUGCUUCGGCUUCUUCAUCCUAGUCUGGUUCUACUGCCGCCACUACCUCUCCGCUCAAAUCCUCAUCUCCUGCCUAACAACCUACAACAACCCCCCCUACACCCCCUUCCCCGAGCCCAUCGACUGGCUGAACCAACAAUACAAGUGUUGGAUCGCGAAGCCGAUUACGGUUGGGUUGUUGGGUGCGUUGUUGGGGGUUAAUAUUUUUUGGAGUUGGUUGAUUUUGAGGAUUGCGGGGAGGUUUGUGUGGAAGGGGGAGGCGAAGGAUGAGAGGAGUGAUGAUGAGGAGGAGGAGGAGAAGAAGAAGGGGGAGUAG